UAUAAACGUAAAAAGGCGUUAUGUAACCACAGAACAUCUAUUAGAACCUACAGCUAUCUCAGCGGUUAGGCCGAUUUUGGUAUAGUUUGUUUUUGAUACCGCAUAACAGUAGAAGUAGAAGUACCGUUAACCGGUUAACGGUUAACCUUAUAUUAUGAAAUAACCUGUUGACACACAAGUUGAUGAAUAUAGAAAAGCCUGUUAUUUUUGUCUAUCACUACGCAUGCUUUGUGCUGUCGAGGAAAAGGCGGGAAACAAGUGAGGUUAUUUUGUUUUUAACUUUUUGAGAUGUGAAUAAAAGAAAGUAGUCUGAAAGUUCUCUUUUAUUGAAUAAAGUAUACAAACAAAAUGGUGUUACAAAAUACAGGAAAAUUUCGAGCUGAUAGGGCUGAAAAACCCACAAAAGGCAAUGUCCAAGGAAAUAGAGAAGAAACUUCAGAGUUCCGUCUUAGACAAGCUAUUGAAAACGAUGCAAUUGAUCUCAGAUAUGGCUUUGAUCGGAUCAAAGACCACCAAGAGAGGACUGGAUUUAUGUUGAAUAUGCAUGCAACUGAAAUACUGGAUGAAGACAAAAGGUUAGUUGCAGCUGUGGAUUACUAUUUCAUGGAAGAAGAUGGUACACGUUUCAAAGUGUCUUAUCCUUUCAUGCCAUACUUCUACGUUUUGACAAAGAGAGAGUUAAUACAGGAGGUGUCGGAAUUCUUGACAAAAAAGUUUUCUGGCACAAUCGCCAAAAUUGAAACGGUUACUAAGGAGGAUUUGGAUCUGGCAAACCAUCUAAUAGGCUUGAAACAGAAAUACAUCAAACUGUCAUUUGUUAAUCAGACAGACAUGAUAAAAGUACGCAAAGACAUAUUGAAGGUAGUUAGGAAAAAUAGGAAGAAAGAAGAUAGUAACGCCUAUUACACUGAAAUGUUGGCACAAACUUUAGCAACAACUUCUGAAAAUGUUGUUCAUAAGAUCGACACUGAUCAGAUGGAGAACAUUCUGGAUAUCAGGGAAUAUGAUGUCCCCUACCAUGUGAGAGUCUCCAUAGACCUCAAAAUCUUCUGUGGCUCUUGGUAUACAGUAAAAACUAAGGCCAAAGAAGCCUUGCCAGUGAUUUGUCCGAGAAGCGACAUCAUCGAAAGACCCGAGCCAAUAGUAUUGGCAUUUGAUAUCGAAACAACCAAACUGCCAUUGAAGUUUCCAGAUGCUGCGACUGAUCAGAUUAUGAUGAUUUCAUAUAUGAUAGACGGACAAGGUUACCUUAUAACAAACCGAGAAAUCAUAUCGGCAGAUAUAGAGGAUUUUGAAUAUACACCAAAACCGGAAUUUGAAGGGAAAUUCACCAUUUUCAACGAACCAAACGAAAUGAAUCUGAUUCAGAGAUUCUUCGACCAUAUUCUUGAAGUUAGGCCGCACGUUUUUGUCACGUACAACGGAGAUUUUUUCGAUUGGCCCUUCGUCGAAGCAAGAGCCGCCUCCUAUAAUUUGGACAUGAAACAGGAAAUUGGAUUUUCAAAGAACCGAGAAGGCGUGUAUUGCUGUAGACCAGCAAUGCAUAUGGAUUGCCUAUGUUGGGUAAAGAGAGACUCAUAUUUGCCUGUGGGCUCACAAAACUUGAAGGCUGUCGCUAAAGCGAAAUUAAGGUACGAUCCAGUAGAGUUGGACCCGGAGGAAAUGUGUCCACUGGCUGCUUCAGCACCGCAGGUUCUGUCGAAUUACUCUGUAUCAGAUGCUGUAGCCACGUAUUAUUUGUAUAUGCAGUAUGUCCAUCCGUUUAUUUUUGCUUUGUGUACCAUUAUCCCUUGUGAACCAGAUGAAGUGUUGAGAAAAGGAUCAGGUACGUUAUGUGAAGCCCUUCUAAUGGUCGAAGCAUUCCAUGCAAACAUAAUUUUUCCAAACAAAGAAGAAUCAGAGUUUAACAAAUUAACUCACGACGGCCAUGUUUUGGUGCAAGAAACUUAUGUUGGAGGACAUGUGGAAGCCUUAGAGUCUGGAGUUUUCAGGGCUGACAUCCCAUGCCGCUUUCGUAUUGUCCCAGAAGCUGUACAGCAAUUGAUAGACAAUGUGCCUCGGACUUUGGAACAUGCUAUUGUGGUAGAGGAAGGGGUGCCUAUGGACAGUGUCACAAAUCUAGCAGAAGUUACCGAGGAAGUCAAGUCGAAACUUUUAGCAUUAAUGGACCAACCGCUGAGGCUGGAACGACCACUGAUCUAUCAUUUGGAUGUUGGCGCCAUGUAUCCUAACAUCAUCCUGACAAAUCGCUUGCAGCCCUGCGCUAUGGUAGACGAAACAAUGUGCGCUUCUUGCGAUUUUAACAAACCUGGAGCAUUGUGCCAAAGAAGCAUGGCUUGGAUGAUGCGAGAGGAAUACAUGCCGGCAUCCCGUAACGAGUAUCAACGAAUCCAACAACAAUUAGAAACUGAAAAAUUCCCUCCCGCCUUUCCCGGAGGCCCGCCAAGAGCGUUUCAUCAAUUGAGCAGGCAGGAACAGGCAGAUUUAGAAAAGAAACGGCUAUCGGUGUACUGCAGAAAAGUAUAUAAAAAGCUAAAUGCACCAGGAUAGAAGAAAGGAACACCACCAUAUGCCAAAGAGAGAAUUCCUUCUAUGUUGAUACUGUCAGAGCCUUCAGAGAUAGAAGGUACGAGUAUAAGGGUCUAUCGAAAAAGGCAAAGGCGGCUGUAGUAGCAGCCGUGAAAGGCGGAGAUGCAUCCGAAAUAAAAUCUGCCAAGAACAGAGAGGUGCUUUACGAUUCUUUGCAAUUGGCGCAUAAGUGUAUCUUGAACUCGUUCUAUGGAUACGUAAUGAGAAAAGGAGCCCGUUGGCACAGCAUGGAAAUGGCGGGAAUAGUAUGUUAUACAGGUGCAAAUAUAAUCAUGAAAGCUCGUGAGAUCAUCGAGCAAGUUGGCCGCCCUUUGGAACUGGAUACUGACGGUAUUUGGUGCAUUCUGCCCGCGUCCUUCCCAGAAAAUUUCACCAUUCUAGCCACGCACGAGAAAAAGCAAAAGUUCAACAUAUCCUAUCCGAACACUGUCCUGAAUUCCAUGGUCAAGGAAUAUUUCACCAACGAUCAGUAUCACGAACUGGUGAACCCAGAAAACUUUGAGUAUAAAAUCAGAAGCGAAAACUCCAUAUUCUUCGAAGUAGACGGCCCGUACAAAGCAAUGGUAUUACCUGCGAGCAAGGAGGAAGGCAAGAAACUGAAAAAGAGAUAUGCGGUUUUCAAUUUUGAUGGAUCUCUAGCUGAAUUAAAAGGUUUCGAAGUGAAACGGAGAGGUGAACUACAGCUAAUCAAGAAUUUCCAAUCCUCCGUCUUCGAAGCGUUCCUUAAAGGAGAUACUUUAGAAUCGUGCUAUGCGGCUGUAUCCCAAGUUGCCGAUUACUGGUUGGACGUACUUUUCUCUAAAGGUCGUAACAUGCCCGAUUCGGAACUGUUCGACUUGAUAUCAGAGAACAGGUCAAUGUCAAAGAAGUUGGACGAAUACGGUGGGCAGAAGAGUACAUCGAUCAGUACCGCGAAGCGACUGGCGGAAUUUUUAGGUGAUCAGAUGGUCAAAGAUGCGGGAUUGGCGUGCAAAUAUGUCAUAUCUAGAAAGCCAGAAGGAGCGCCUGUCACAGAAAGGGCAAUCCCGUUAGCAAUUUUUCAAUCAGAAGAGGCGAUACAAAAACAUUAUUUGAGGAAAUGGCUGAAAGACAGCUCCUUAGGGGAAAUUGACAUUCGUGACAUACUGGAUUGGGAUUACUAUAUUGAGCGUCUAGGAGGAGCUAUCCAGAAAAUUAUCACCAUUCCAGCUGCCAUGCAAGGGGUCCCAAAUCCAGUUCCCAGAGUCAGACACCCCGACUGGUUGCACAAGAAAAUCCUAGAGAAAAACGACAAUUUCAAACAAAGACGAAUUACCGAUAUGUUCACACACAGCGCCAAACCAGUGGAUCAGUUCGGCAGCUCGAACGGGACAGAUUCCAACAUGGGCGACAUUGAAGAUGGAGGACGAAGCAACAGAUCGAAUUUCAAGUCGCCAGUCGCGGUGGUGACGAAACGCAAAAGGGGAUCUGAUAAGGAGAAUGAAUUUAGUGAAGAGGAUUUGAAUAAAACUUGGAGGGAGGUUUUAGGCAAUCCUCCAUCCAUUGGGGAUACGAAGGAGCAACACGCAGCUUGGAUCUUGUUCCAAAAGCGAAAAUGGCUAUUCCAGUCGUUGCAAAAGAACCUGGGUCAGAAAAACAAAAAGACUAAAACGACUGGUACGUCUGCGGCUGUCCUAAGAUCUUCAGCAGCAGGCACCUUAGGGAGCUUUAUACAAAGGGCACAACGAAUGUUGUUAACCUCACCGUGGCAGGUGUUGCAAAUCGCAGCUACGAACGUUCCUGGAGAAUUUCGACUUUGGGCUUUGGUACAAAAUGAACUCCAUAUGGUGAAAUUAAUAGUUCCAAGGAUAUUCUAUGCCAAUCUAAAAUCGCCAAAAAUUGUUGAGGAAGGAGCUCUGUUCAAGAAAUGCAACAGAACGCUGCCUAGAUCAAAACAGGUGUACCAUCUUUACAAAUACUCUGUACCCGAGGAAGUUUUCCAAGAACACGGAAAGAAGUUAUACCUGGAUCAAACUGACCCAAAUGUGGAAGGCGUAUACGAAACUCAGGUCACGCCAAUGUUGAGAGCCCUUAUGCACAUCGGCUGCGUUUGCAAGGUUACCCGAGGUGUCCAAAGCAUGGACAAAUUCAAUUUAGACGACCUUGAUAUGAUAAGCAUCGCCAGACAACCGUAUCUGCCCAAGGACAAUAUGAAACAUCUUUAUUUCUAUCACCAUAGACAUCCAACUAAGCCGCAACAUAUGUUUGGAUUGUGCUUGACGCCGCUCAAAAAAAUCAUUAUCCUAGUCGUGGAUACUGUCAGGACUAACUUGAUGCCGAAUAUGGUGAAUUUGUACAAUGCUGAACGAAUGACAAAAUUACAGAAAAACGCUGAUGAUGAACUGCUGCCCCCGGACGAAUUAACAUUCGAAGUCCGUGUGGAAACUGAUAUAAAUCUCGUGUACAAGAUGCUUCAAAAACAUCUUCAGGCUUAUAAAGAUGAGAAAAAGGGCCCUACGCUGUUAGCUGUCCAGUCUACGAUGGAUAUGUCCGAUCUCCAAAAGUCGAUCCCACAUUUCAACGAGUUUCCAUUGGUGCAGAUAUUUGUGCAAGACAUCGAAGAAUUGUACAACGUUAUGGAUUGGCAGAAAAUCGGCGCCAAGGCUUUGGUUCGACACUAUCUGAAUAGUGAAAGGGUGUUAGAACUGAUGUCAGAACAAUGCCGUUACUUUCAUGUACCGCUCGGAAAUAUGCCUGAAGAUCCAGCACUAUUUGGCGCGGACAUUUUUUAUGCCAGGCAUCUUACAAAGCACAAUCACGUGCUCUGGUGUUCUCCUACAGACAAACCGGAUCUUGGAGGAAGCCAGGAAACUGAUUCUAGGUUAUUAGCAGAAAACCAAGAAGGUUCAACAGAGGUUUGCAAUCAAGCAGGAUGGUAUGCAUCUGUGUGCAUUGAACUUGAUAUUGACAGCUUAGCUAUAAACACAUUGCUUCAGUCUCAUCAUGUCAGUGAUAUUGAAGGUACCAGUAACGUGGUGGCGUUUGAUGCCGUCGCCACGACGACAAUCAACGACAUGGUCAGUGGAAAUCAGCCUCUAACGUCAUACGACGAAUCGGCAAGAUGUGCAGAGGCCUUCAAGAUACUAAGAAUCAUGGCUACAGGAUGGAUGAGAGACAUUUCAGUUUACAGAAACGUUUUCGCCGAUUUUCAAGUUAUACAUUUCUACAGGUGGCUUAGAUCGGCAAAGGCGCUGUUAUACGACCCGGCACUGUUGAGAACUUUACAGAACCUUAUGAAAAAAUUAUUCUUGCAACUAGUGGCCGAGUUUAAAAGACUGGGAUGCAUGAUAAUAUACGCCAACUUCGACAAAAUUGUAAUAUGUUCCAAGAGAAGAAAGGCCAAAGAUGCCUUGGACAAUAUGGAAUUCAUUGUAUCGUCUAUUAGGAACAAGGAAUUGUUCCAUUCGCUAGAAAUAACCUACAGGCGAUGUUGGGAGCAUCUGGUGUGGCUGGACCCAGCAAAUUUUGGUGGCGUGCAAGGAAAACUUCCCGAGGAUAUGCAGAACGAAAUCACACAAAACGGUGAGAAGGAUGGCGAAGAGAAAGAUGAUGACGAUGAGGAAUCCGACGAUCCCGUUGUCGUGAUGAACUGGAACAUCGCCGAAAUCUUGCCGGAAACUGCAAAUUGCAGGAACAAUUUCAAUGCUGUGAUAGCCGGGUAUAUCAACGCGAUAUACACCUAUAUUAAGAAAAAUGAAGAUCGGAUAAAUAUGGUCGUACUGAGUCAGCCGUCUCUUGGCCUGGGUCAAUAUGACAACGUUACUGAGUAUGCUAAAGACUUAUUGGCUGACGAGAUGAGUCAAACCCUGUUUAGAAUGACAGAAAAAAUUGACAGCCGUCUACCACCACUUCCUGAUGGAACCAGUGCUGCUUUGGAUUUUGUUAAAGCUGUUUGUCAUAUACUAGGACUCGACCCUGCUAUGCAAGAUGCUGUUGAUACUUUGAAAAGUAACUUACUACGAUUAAUCAAUGUCGGCGAAUUUUCCGAAAAAGCAGUGUGGUACGAUCAAACGGUCUCCUACGUAGUUCCUCAGAUAAUAUGCAAAUCGUGCAAUCACUGUAGGGAUAUCGACUUGGGAAGGGAUCAGUAUCGAUCAGAUUCAGCUUGGUUGUGUCCUCUAUGCAAUACGCCUUAUGACAAUGUUGAAAUCGAAUGCAUCAUGUUGGAGAUCAUAAACAGGAAAUUUUUGGCUUACAAUUUACAGGAUCUUCAGUGCAAAAAGUGUAACCAGAUAAAGCUGGAAAAUUUAGCGAGGCAUUGCCAGUGUUCUUCAGAGUUCAAGUGUAUAUUAUCCAGAGAUGAUAUAAUAAAAUUGCUGCAAACAUUCCUCUCACUUGGCAAAAGGUUCCAUAUGCCUGCUUUAACUGAGACUGUUGAGGAUAUUUUGAAAUUAACGUGAUGUAUCUAAGUUUUUUGCACGAUUAUUUUAGGAAAUAAGUGCAAAAUUGUUAUUGUUUUGUAUUAAUUUAUAACCGUUUUUCAAGCAUUUUUAUUAAAUAAAGUUUCUUAUCACA
Molecule: messenger RNA, 7122 nt
Organism: Acanthoscelides obtectus
Lineage: Eukaryota; Metazoa; Arthropoda; Insecta; Coleoptera; Chrysomelidae
Source: the annotation of a GenBank genome assembly